This is a messenger RNA of Syzygium oleosum, 1133 nucleotides long. Its product is annotated as nuclear pore complex protein NUP214-like. The transcript is spliced from 2 exons. The record is from RefSeq and is a predicted model, not a curated record. NCBI's taxonomy places the organism in Eukaryota, Viridiplantae, Streptophyta, Magnoliopsida, Myrtales, Myrtaceae. The coding region runs from base 172 to 816 and encodes 214 amino acids. Gene Ontology annotation, biological process: RNA export from nucleus. Gene Ontology annotation, molecular function: structural constituent of nuclear pore.
GGAUGAGAUGGAGGAAGUGGCUCCUGAGAUUAAUGAAAAACCUGAUCUUUGUCUGGGAAGUCUCAAUGCAUUUGGCCUUGGAUCUACUCCCAAUUCGACCGCACCUAAGGAAGCCCAUUUGGUGUUUCUUUUGGUAGUGCAGCAACAACCCCAACAAGCUAUCCAUUUGCUAUGGCAGCACCUAGUGGAGAGCUGUUUCGCCCUGCUUCUUUCAAUUUCCAGUCUCCACAAUCUUCACAGCCAUCACAACCACCAAUUGCAAGUGCAUUCUCUGGAGCCUUUGGUACUCCAACAAAUGCUCAAGUUCCCACUCAGAGUGGAUUUGGUCAGCCAUCACAGAUUGGACCUGGUCAACCCGCUCUUGGAUCAGUUCUUGGGACUUUUGGACAGUCGAGACAGAUUGGCUCUGGUUUUGGAGGUGCUGGCUUUGCAUCUUCUGGCAGUGUUGGUGGGGGUUUUGCCGCUGCUAGUUCAACUGGUGGUUUUUCUUCCUCCGCCACUGCAGGUGGAUUUGCAGGGGUUGGUUCUACUGGAGGUGGGUUUGCUGCUUUAGCAUCUUCUGGCGGUGUUUUUGGUGGUAUGGGUUCAGGCGGUGGUGGAUUAGGUGGUGCAGCCUCAGCUGGUGGUGGAUUUGGAGGAUUUGCUGUGGCUGCUUCAUCCGGUACCGGAUUUGCAGUAGCUGCUCCUGGGGGAGGAUUUUCGACUGGAGCUGGUUUUGGGGCGUUCGGCAGCCAACAAGGUGCAGGUGCCUUCUCUGCUUUUGGUGGUGGUGGAAAUGCAAAACCACCUGAGCUUUUCACACAGAUGAGAAAAUAGUUUCAGCAGAGCUCACGGGAACUUCAGAAUGACAUAAUUACAUAGGUUAGCAAAGUCAACUAAUUAUCUAGUGGCAGUACCUUCUCUUUUAAUCCUGGCGCCACCGGACUAGUUCUCAUGUACCAUAAUAUGACAGCAUGAUGGUCUGCAUAUCUUUUGGCUGUGGCUUGCACUUGUUGUGAGUGCGCUUUCACUUGCGAUUUUUCCUGUAUAGCGGAAACAUAGUUUUAUAGGGAUUGUUCUGGCAGGUAUAUUUAUCGGUUAAAGACUGCAAACUUAAUGUUACCCAAGGCAACGAAGUUUCUCUUCUUUUACAA